AAUGGUUUGGUGAUCUUGUUACCAUGAAAUGGUGGACCGGCCUUUGGUUGAAUGAAGGAUUUGCCGAGUAUGCAGGACUCCGCGGAGUGGAUUUCUUGUUCCCAGACUCAAAAUUUUUCCAAGUCAAAAACGUUGAAAACUUUUUACUCGUUUUGGACUUCGAUUCGGAUCAAGCGGCAGACCCGUUGUCGGUAGCCAUAGAAAAGCCCGAUGACAUAGCACCAAUUUCGGCGGACCCGAUAACGUUCGCAAAGGGACCAAUUUUGUUGCAUAUGAUGAACACGCUCCUUGGCGAGAAUACGUUCAAACAAGGCAUCAGAAACUACAUACACAAAUACAAAUUUUCCAACGCCGAACAGGAUGACUUGUGGUGCUUAUUGACGGAGGAAGCACACCGACAAGGAACUUUGGACAAAAAUCUAACCGUGAAACAAAUAAUGGACCCUUGGAUUUUUCAACCCGGUUAUCCCGUAUUGAAUGUCGUCCGGGAUUAUUCUGCGGGCACGGUUACAUUGACCCAGGAAAGGUAUCUAUCGAUCAAAUCAAACGCACAACACUGCUUAAACCAGACAAAUGCGACAUUCUGGUUGAAUUGCGAAAACAACAGCCUCACCAUACCAUUGGCCAAUGACAACGAGUGGGUCAUCUAUAACAUGCAGAUGACUGUUUUAUUCAGAGUGUCUUACGAUACACGAAACUGGAUGGGUAUCAUUUGUACGCUGAACGAUCCAACCAAAUACGAAACUAUACCCACGUUAAACCGAGUACAGCUUAUCUUGGAUUCGCUUGGCUUUUCAAAAGCUGGUGACAUGGACUACGAAAUCACGUUCCAACUUUUGAAAUAUCUAAGAAACGAAAAAGAGUACUCACCGUGGUUUGCUGCUCUCACCGAAUGGAGAAAGAUUGACUAUUUACUGAUGAGGACUCCGAAACAUGCAGUGUUCCAAGUUAGUUUAAAAGGCAUUUCUUAUUUUAUUAUUAACUACAAACGUCUAGGAUUUCUAACGAUGAGCUAUUCAUUUGUCCACGAAUAACACAGUUAUAACUUAUAGUAAACGUACAAUAAAAAGACAUUUAAAGACAUACAGGGUGUCCCGUGAGGAUUUACCCAUUGCGAUAUCUCCUGAAAUAAAGAAGAUAUCUCAAUUCUGGUUUUUUAAUAAGACUCACAGGGA
Acyrthosiphon pisum (pea aphid) is the source of this 1175-nucleotide messenger RNA. Its product is annotated as aminopeptidase N. The record is from RefSeq and is a predicted model, not a curated record. Gene Ontology annotation, molecular function: peptide binding; metalloaminopeptidase activity; zinc ion binding. Gene Ontology annotation, cellular component: cytoplasm; membrane. NCBI's taxonomy places the organism in Eukaryota, Metazoa, Arthropoda, Insecta, Hemiptera, Aphididae. The coding region runs from base 24 to 1034 and encodes 336 amino acids. The transcript has 5 exons. Gene Ontology annotation, biological process: peptide catabolic process; proteolysis.